This is a messenger RNA of Pelecanus crispus (Dalmatian pelican), 1414 nucleotides long. NCBI's taxonomy places the organism in Eukaryota, Metazoa, Chordata, Aves, Pelecaniformes, Pelecanidae. The record is from RefSeq and is a predicted model, not a curated record.
AUGGCGGGGCUGACUCAGCUGGCGGCUCUUACGGUACCAAAUGCAAGUUACUGCAAGGUCAGCUUCUUUAAAAUCUAUAACUGUCUGCAUGUACAUUGUACACCUGCAAGCUGCUCUAAGAUUUGCAUUACCGUCUUCCCCACAGGUAUUGAUUAUAAGACUACAACGAUUCUUCUGGAUGGCCGACGAAUCAAGCUACAGCUCUGGGAUACAUCGGGGCAAGGGAGAUUCUGCACCAUAUUUCGGUCUUACUCAAGAGGUGCUCAGGGAGUAAUACUAGUGUAUGAUAUUACAAAUCGUUGGUCAUUUGAUGGAAUUGAUCGAUGGAUAAAAGAAAUAGAUGAGCAUGCUCCUGGUGUACCAAAAAUCCUAGUUGGAAAUCGCCUUCACUUAGCCUUCAAGCGCCAAGUGUCUACUGAACAAGCACAAGCCUAUGCUGAAAGGCUGGGCAUGACUUUUUUUGAAGUCAGUCCACUUUGUAAUUUUAAUAUUACAGAGUCCUUUACUGAGCUAGCAAGAAUAGUAUUGAUGAGACAUGGAAUGGACAGGCUCUGGAGGCCAAACAAGGUACUGAGUCUGCAAGACCUUUGUUGCCGUGCUAUAGUUUCCUGUACCCCUGUGCAUCUUGUUGACAAGCUCCCUCUCCCCGUUGCCUUAAGAAGCCAUCUCAAAUCUUUCUCCAUGGCAAAUGGCCUUAAUGCCAGGAUGAUGCAUGGACGCUCAUACUCCCUCACAUCCAGCAACAUCAAUAAAAGGAACAGCUUAAAGAAAGCUAAAAUUUUCCGUCCACCGCAGAGCCCACCAAAAAACUGCACAAGAAACAGCUGUAAAAUUUCUUAAGCUCUCUGUGGGAAAAGGAACCUGGAUGGAAUCCCCUCAUGUGAAGCGUUGAACACAAGGACUCCUUGUUUAAUGGUUGAGCACACUCUAUGUACGUGUCAUAGUACAUAGACAAAAAUAAGAAAAAUGAGUCUUAUUUUAGAGCUUGCUCACUACAGUAACGCUGCUUUGGAAUGAAUGACAUGUUCAGUGCAACUGAAAGGAUGUGACAUUUUGCUGUUGGAUUUUCAUACUGCAUUUUAGUUUCUGAUGUGCGUGAUGCCAUUAUUUUUACUAGUAGAUGUGUUUUCACAUAGGGGAUAAUUAUCAGUAUAUUCAGUUCUUAAUUCCACGAAAUCUGGAAAGUGACUUACUGUGUAAUUGUAUAAAAUCCUGUCUUUUUGCAAACUAUUGAGAAAUAGAAAAACGAGUCAUCAGUUUGCAUAUUCAGGCAGAGGUUUUUAAAUGCAAUGUAUUGUAUACAUUCUUAAAUUCUACAAAUAGCGUGACAAAUUCUAGUAAUACUGCAAUUGUGCACCUGGAUUUUUUGUAAAGCUUCCUUGAUAACUUUGAAGCACUAACUUAACUAAAAAUG